UUUUUAGGUUGGAGUGUGUAAUCCGUCUUUUUUGACAAAAUGGUUACUCUGAUGCAUUUUCAAUUGCAAGUUUCCAAAUACAUGCAAAGUAAAGUAAGAAAAGAAAACAAUACUUUUCAAUUAAUUGUUGGCGACAUGGCACAUGUAUUAAAGUCUUCUGUCACAGUUGACUCAGCAAGAAUGAAGACAUUGAUACCAUUUUGCAUUAUGGAAUACACAAGUUGGCAGUUCCUCGCCCACUGCCACCCAAAUACAGGUAUAAGAAAUCCUUAUCUGUACGUAACAGACGAUGGAGACGAAGUGAUUAUUAUGUGUGGCAAAAGAUUAUUUUAUGAAGUUUUUUUUUUCUGACUUCGUGAUGGAACUUAUUGGAGUACACUCUUUUUGGACAUAGGAGGAGUAU
Molecule: messenger RNA, 403 nt
Organism: Hydra vulgaris (swiftwater hydra)
Lineage: Eukaryota; Metazoa; Cnidaria; Hydrozoa; Anthoathecata; Hydridae
Source: RefSeq, a predicted model, not a curated record